AUGGGCGCCAUUUUUGGUAAGAAGCAUCAUCACUCUCGUGUUACUGAGGAGGACAAGGCUUUGUUACAGUUGAAGCAGCAACGGGACCAACUCAAACAGUACAAGCAGCGAGUGAACUCUUCUAUCACCAGGGACGACGCUGCAAUUAAGCAGCUGUUAAGGCAACAAGAAAGAAAGAAGGCUCUGCUCCUACUGAAAAAGAAGAAAUACCAGGAGAAACUUCUGGUGAGGGCAGAUGAACACCUCACCACAGUGGAGGGACUCAUCCAGGACGUCGAAUUUGCGCAGGUGCAGGUCAAGGUCUUGGAUAGUCUAAAGCAGGGCAAUGAGGCCUUGAAACAGCUAAAUGAGCUCAUGAAACUGGAGGACGUGGAAAAGAUUAUGAGUGACGCCCAGGAGGCACAGGCCUACCAGGAGGCAAGUUUUCACCUUCGGGAAUUGACCAACCUGCUGGCUGGCGGUCUUUCUUCGUCCGAUGACGCUGACGUAGAGUCCGAGUUGGAGCAACUUCUGGCGACCGGUGCAGACAAGCUUCCCGAUGUGCCCGCAACG
Messenger RNA from Dibothriocephalus latus, 552 nucleotides. NCBI's taxonomy places the organism in Eukaryota, Metazoa, Platyhelminthes, Cestoda, Diphyllobothriidea, Diphyllobothriidae. The record is from the annotation of a GenBank genome assembly.